CCGCCUGGGUGUUUUUUUCCUUGCACGCCCACCUCUCCUGUGCGAGGGCAGCGGUAGGACGCGGCGCGCGCUUGGGGAGGUCUUGGCGUCGGCUUCAGCUGUGGAGAAUGAAUUAAAGCGGCUUCCCCGGGAGCAGCGGCGGCGGCGGGGCGCGUCUCCGGUUACGGUGCGUCUUUCUGAUUGAAUGAAAGGGAUGGCCUUCCCUGUGGAUCUCCUGGAUAAGUACAGUCAUGAAGAUCUGGAGAGUUCUGGAGAGGAUUAUCUAUCUGAACUUAGAUGCGGAGAUCCAGAAAAUCCAGAAUAUCUCUCUCUUGUUGAUAAUAUCAAGGUUCCAAUUUGUUUGUCAACUGUAGGCUUCAUCCCCCUUUAUGGCGGAGAAGAAAGACACAAAGUCCUUGCUUUAUUUGCACCGGAGGAUUCACUUGCAGCUGUUGCCUUGUUUCUGGCUGAUCAAUGGUGGACUAUCGAUGAUAUUUUGAGAACAUCAUCUCCUUCUAGAGAAGGUCUUCUACGGGCGAAAUCAAUUGGGGAGAGAGUGGUUCUUUAUGUGCUGAACAGAAUAAUUUAUCGUAAACAAGAAAUUGAGAAAAAUGAGGUCCCAUUCCUUUGCCAUGGUAGCCAUGAUUAUGCAAAAAUUCUGUGGAAGAAAGGAAUGGCUAUUGGUUUUUAUUCUAUUAAACUGCCAGGGAGCAUUUGUAGUGCCUUUCUUACUCAGAGCUACCAGCUUCCUGUUCUGGACACAAUGUUUGUGAGGAAAAAGCAUCAGAGCAAAGACUUUGGUCUUCUGAUGCUGGAAGAUUUUGUGGAUUCUUUCACAGAAGAUGCCCUUGGUUUGCGUUUCCCUCUGACAUCUUUCAUGCGUACUGCUUGCCAGAAGUACUUUGAAAGGUAUCCAGGGGAUCGUGACCUUCUGUGGGAAGUUGAAGGCAUAGGCCACUGGCACCAGAGAACACCUAUAGCUACUGUUUUGCAGAGAGAAAGUUUAAAACUCAAAGAAGCCCUGCAAAUAGAAGCUAACACUUCCCAGAAUGAGGAACGUUUUCUGCACUCUUCCACGGAUAACAGCCCAUCGCGUGAACAGGCAGUUGACCCCAGUGAAACACACUUAAGUGUUGAUGUCCAUAAAAAUAAAGAUGGCUUUGAUGUAUAUGAAGGUACCUCUGAAGAACUUACUGCUUUACCAAUUCCUACUCGAUCACGAAGCAAUAAUCUGAAACGUCCAAAAUUGGGAAAAAGAAUGCAAGAACCUGGGAUUUCUGAAACUGAAGACGUAAAUACUUCUCAAACAUCGGGAAACAGAUUGGAUCCUAUUGCUCAUGUAUCCGAACAUUCAGAAGAAUUGAUAGACGAGAUGGAAGAAAAAGUAAUGGACAGCGAGCAGGAAAAGUUAGUGGAGAAUUCAAAACAAUCAGCCCAAGAAACACUCCAGCAGUGUAUUCCAUCAGAAAAGCAAGAUGAUAGAGAGGAAACAGAUAUGGAGCCAAUUAAUGGAGAAAUAAUGGAAAAUGCUAUCAAGGUAUCAAUAGUGACUGAAGGAUCAACAACAAAUGAAGUUCUGGAUGGAGAGUCAAAGUUACAAUCAGACAGUUCAGAAGAAACAACUUUAACUUUACUCGUCCCACUAAUCCUUGAUUCUUCAGGAAAAUCCACUGAAGACAGUGAUGACAAUAUUUCAGAUAAGGUUGAGAAUUUAGCAGAUUCUGAGUUGCCUGCAGAAGAGGAGCAGGUUACACAAAGGAAAAGAGGAAAUGCCGAUCCUGUUUCAGGAACAGAAAAAGAAUAUUCUAAUAACGGUCUUUCAAACUCAGUAGCAGGGGACGCUCCAGAAGAUGCCAUUUCUGAAAAUGUGUCUCCCAACACAUCCUCUUCCUUGGAAGAGCAAAGUGAAGAGGGCGGAUCUGAUUCACCAGAAGCCCCCAUUACUCUGGGUCAGGGGGCUCUGAUGAUGGUUGAAUUGGAGGACAUCUCUUACCAACAACAUUCUGAGGUACAAAAGAACCAAAUGGAUGAACAGUCUGAAGAGUCAGCUGAGCCAGUGUCUGAGAGAGCUGCUGACAGCAGUUCAGAAGAAGCAGAAAUUGAGGUGCCCGUAGUAGACAGGCGGACCUUACGAAGAAAGGCUAAAGGAUACAAAGGCCCACCUAAGAAAAAAGGAAAACUAAUUUGAACAGAAUUGUAGUCAACCUGAGUGGGAAUGAUUGCCAUUUUCAUUGUGUUUCUUUCUUCACAGAAAAAGCUGCAAAAUUACAAACCACUUUAGGACACACAUGUAUUUAAAUACUGGAAUCAUUCCCAGUUUUUUAUAGUUACUUUAUGUUACUUAUUUUGUUGUUUAACCACUACAUAAAAGGAAUUGAACUGAUAUGGAAGUAAAUGUCUACUUUUGCUAAACAAUAAUAAAGACACCAGAAGUUAAAGUGGGGACAGUAAAUUAUUUUAGAGAUGUUGAAGGUCCAAACAGAUGCCACCUUAACAAUUGUAUUGUUAAGCUGCCUCAAGUGGUUAUUUGUAAUCCCUUGUGUACAAUAACACAUAAUCUGUGAAGUGUCAGGCAUUUUCUUCAUCCCAUAGUAGUUAAUUGCACACCUUGAUGUUUUUUCAUGCUUAGCAGGGAUAGGUAUAUAUAAUUAUAGUUUCCCGCCCCUCCCCCCCAAAAAAUCCUUUUACUGUUAUUUUGUAGUAAAUUUACAAGCCUGCUUUAAACAGAAAUAUAAAAUACUUGAUAUUAUUUGUGCUUAGUUUAAAAUACCCUUCAAAUUUUCUAUGGAUACUAUAUACCCAUGUUAAAAAAAACCCAAGAUUAUAUGAUCCUAGCUAAACCUGAAUCUUCAAUCUGUGUUGAAGUAUUCUGAUUAUUUUGCGAGUGAAUAAAGCUCCUAAUAUAUACAUAGUAAAGUGAACUCCUUCAGAGUAAUUAUAGAUUAGACCUUCAUAAGAACGUACGGUUAUCAUUUUCUAAGUAUUACCAGUUGGACAGAUUCAGUCUUCGGUUUGAAGCAUAUUCAGUCUUCGGUUUGAGUAUAUGCUAGUAUAAAUAUUCAUUUGCAAAUAUGUGAAAAUGUUCAUUUUAUUCUUUUCAGAAUUGGUCUGUUCUGGUUGUACAAGCUCUCAGGCUUCUCAGUAAUAACUCAGUUGAUUGCUUUUUUAAAAAAUAACUCCUUGGCAUAGAGAUGUAGGUGUUUUUUUUUAAGAGCGUUAUGAAGUUUUGGCUUUGAGGUUUAUGGAGUUGCCAAGUUGUUUGGCUUUUCAGCACGAUACAUGUUUUUCUACCAGUAUACAUUUUGUAUAUUGUGUAUUAGAAUUUGUGCAGAAAUCUUGGUUCUGAUAUAAAAAACCAAGUACUCUAUGAAGUACAUAAAGCAGCUUUUAUCUUGUACUCCCCCCUUUUUUUGGUAAAAUAAGACAUUUUGACCAUUUUAAGAUUAGGUCAGGUUUUUUGCUACUUAGUGCUAAAGUUUUCGAGAUGGACAAGGUUAGAUAAAUUUUUUGAAAGGAACCAUAGGUAUGAAUGUUAGAUGUAUUGACCUAGAUAAACAUGGCAAGGGGCUUGAUAAUUCUCAUUCUGUAAAACAAAAGAAUAUUUUGUGAAGUGGUUAAGUGUGUAUUUCUAUUAUGGCUUCUGGAUUGGUGGUGAUUUACUAUACUAAAUGUCUUUUAAAUCAGUGUUUUCCCCAAAUCAUAAAUUUGAUUUGUACAUUUAAAUAAAAAAUUUAUUCUCCAUCUGUAAAUUAAAUUGGUCUAUAUAACAUCUAAUUGCAAAGUUACUUCUUACAUGAGAGCUGAGCUUAACUAUUCUAGGAUAUUCAGUUAUAAAAUAUUAAGGAAAUGUAAUUUUGACAUUUGUGGUCACCCUAGAUAACUUUUUCAUUGUUUUGUCUAUAAACCAGAAGGAUAUUUUCCCUUGUAUGCACAAGAAAAACAUUCUGCAGAAAGCAACCUAAUAAUUGAAAUUAUUCAAAAAAAUCUCUUGGAGCACAUAUUGUUCAUAAAAAUGUACAAUGCCUGUAGCAAGGGCUCAAAACAUUAAAUUAAAUACUGAUUUGUUAUGAUAGCAAAUAUUUAUAUGUAUCAUGCAACUAAAACUUUUUUCCCCCCUCACUGGAAUUAGGUAACCUUGCUUCAGCAAUGUGCUAUUGGUAUCUUAUCAAUUAUUGUCUUGUAACUUUUUUUUACAUUGCAGCAGUUAUUGAAGUAAAACACUUAAAUUAGGCUGAGAAAUUAGUUAAAAACAAAUUUGUAAAGCCAAGUUAAAAUGUGCAGUUUUGUGCAGCUUCACAAAGGAACAUGUUUUCAAGAGAAUUAUUAUAUUGUUUAGCUUAAAUAAGUGAAAAUGAUUAUUGGAUCUGCAAAGAACAAAAUAGACCAGUUUUUGAUAAAAGUUCAUAGUAGAAGUGAAAAAGAUACUGUACAAAACAAAAUUAAAAAGCAGUAUUAUGUUUUUAGUUUAUAAAUAUUUAAAGAAAGCAUGUGAACUCAACUUUGUUUUUAACAAUAUAGUUUUCUAGGAUCUCAUUUAUUCAGGUUCUUACUGCUUCCAGUGUCAAGGUGUAUUUUACAUUUCAUGCACCUUAUCAUUUUCAAGUAUGAUUUCAUGAACUGUUUUACUGUACCUAUUGCAUGAAGUAUGUAGAAUCUCUUCUACAUAAAUUUAAUAAAAUGUUUACCUUUUAGUUCAAUAGAAAUGUUGUGGUUUAUUUUUGUUUAUUCACAUCACUUAGUCAUGAAAUUGUAACGCAGUGUAAACUAGCAGUAGAACAUUAAUUUUUCAUCAUCAUUACAGCCUAUGCUUUUAAAGAAAUUAUCUGAAGAGUUGUAUUGUUGCAGAAUCCAAUCUGGGUUGGUCACUGGAACCAGAGGAUUUGUCUUCAGAGCUUUUCUUGAAAUGGGUUCCAGCAUGAGCCCGAAAGCUUGGAAGACAAAACCUCCAGUCCUGGUGACCGACCCACAUUGGAUCCUGCAACAUUAACCUGGGACACAUGUAUUUGCCUUCAUUCAUGAGUUGUGUAUUGUUGAUAAAAUGUUUUAAUACAAUUCUGUCUUAAAUUAAUAUGUUGUUUCUCCUUUAUGGUGUGUAUUGUUUCUAAUUGGUUAAACUUACACUUGCAGUUUUCUUAUAGUACUUAUUAGCUUGAAAAAUUCCUUUCUUCCUACUCAGAAUGGGUGAGCAUUUAUCCAGACGCCCAUUGCCCAAUACAACUUGAUGGAACCUAACUAGACAUAGUAGACCAAUAGAACAAGGGAUCAGUGAUGUUUACCUUGUAGCUGGGAAAACCAAUCCCUUAGGUUCAAUAGAAACUUUGCUCCAAGUCUUGAAUGACUGAGAGAUUAUAUGCAGCAAAAGUCUUCCCAUAGUCACUGGGAAUAAUAGAUUUGAAUGCCCCGUUUCUAUAAACCAUCAGAAAUAUGUGGAAAGCAGAAAAGCAGCAGAAAAGCGAAUCCUAGUCUCUUGAUCACAAAAUGAAAUUAAUACAACGUAACAUGUUAUGCAUACUGGACAUAAAAAAGAAUGUUAAGAUUUGUUGCAGAAGCAUUACUGGUAGACAUGCAGUUCAAUAAUUGUUCUACUAAUCUAUAUUAUUAAUAUUCCAGGCUUUUGAUCUUACCUAACCUAUCCAAUCUUGAGUAGGUCAACCCUCCUUGUAUUCUGAAGAUUUGGGGAACUCUGCAAUGGUAAUAGGAUUGACAUUAAUCCCAGAUUACAGAGGAAAGUGUAAGAUUCUAACCACACUUCCUCUCAGAGGGAAUUCUGAUUCUGCAUUGAUAGCAGCAAACAUAGUAACUUCAGCAUUUCAUUAACACUAUAUGCAAAGAAAGAAACAUUUUAAUUAAAACUCUUAGAAAGUGGAAGUAUGCACUAGGCUAAUACAGAAUAUAUUUUAACAUGUCAAAUGAGGUUCAGUCACCCACACAUUCCCAGGUUAAGAAUAUUUUGUAUGUAUCGAUAAUUUUCUAAUAAAACCAAUGACCUGCAAUAUACUAUGAAUAUGCUUUCUCACUACAAAGAUGCUCCUUGAUAUUUGCUAAAUUGGAAUAUUCUUAUAUUUCAACUUGUGUUCCAUGUAUGUGAAAUUUGGUGCAAAAAGUUAGUUUCAGCUAUUACCUGUCCAUACGUACCCUACUUUCUUAAUACUGGAAAAACUGACAGUAAAGAAUGUUACUGUAUGCAAGAAAUAAGGAAUACAGAUACUCUGUUUUCUAAUAUAAGUUCGGGUUUUGUAAGUCUAUUUACGAUGCUAAUCAAGAAAUUUGAUCAAGAAAUAAUAUUUUAUUUUUGGUAAUAUUUGGAGAAAAGCCAGUUCUGCAAUAGUCCUUUGUCUUCAGAGAUGGCUGUUUUGAAACAAAUUCUUUUAUCUGAAGUCUGCAGAGACACAUAUGUGUGUAAAAAGCUUCCAUAUCCAUAGCGGCAAAUGUCACUAUACAAGUAGAACUGCAUUAAUGCACCCAUCAUUUUCUGGAUUAUUGGUUACUUGU
Notechis scutatus (mainland tiger snake) is the source of this 6471-nucleotide messenger RNA. It is a transcript of the gene FAM169A, whose product is annotated as family with sequence similarity 169 member A. The record is from RefSeq and is a predicted model, not a curated record. NCBI's taxonomy places the organism in Eukaryota, Metazoa, Chordata, Lepidosauria, Squamata, Elapidae.